Molecule: messenger RNA, 2830 nt
Organism: Scatophagus argus
Lineage: Eukaryota; Metazoa; Chordata; Actinopteri; Scatophagidae
Gene: nox1
Product: NADPH oxidase 1
Exons: 13
Coding region: 263-1960 (565 amino acids)
Biological process (GO): superoxide anion generation; defense response
Cellular component (GO): plasma membrane; NADPH oxidase complex
Molecular function (GO): superoxide-generating NAD(P)H oxidase activity
Source: RefSeq, a predicted model, not a curated record
UACUUCCUCAUUCCUGCAGUCCAUGCCUGUUGGUCCAACCUAAUCUUCCAGCGAAUAGGAAUGUAGUCUUUCCACUGCAGCGGAGGAAAGCCUCUCCCCGGAACUUUCUUGACAACUUCAUUACUGCUGGCUUUGUUUCCUUGUGUCACCUGUACGCGCGCAGAGGAGGAGGAGUCCGGACAGGAGGAUCUGAGAUAAAAAGUGCAGGCAGGCAGGCUGAGGAUGCAGGGAAGCUGUUACGAGUCGACACAAAGCGCUCAACAUGGCUAACUGGAUUAUCAACCAUGGACUCACAUCCUUCAUACUGGUGGUCUGGAUGGGCCUCAAUAUCUUCCUUUUCGUCAGGUUUUACCUGUUCUACGAUUUGGGGGAUCAGUUUUUCUACACGCGUCAUCUCUUGGGGUCUGCACUGGCCUGGGCCAGAGCUCCUGCUGCCGUUUUGAACUUCAACUGCAUGCUGAUCCUCCUCCCGGUGUGCAGGAACCUGCUGUCUCUGCUCCGGGGCUCCUUCGUGUGUUGUGGCAGAUCAAUGAGGAAGCAACUGGACAAAAAUCUGAGUUUCCACAAGCUGGUGGCCUACAUGAUAGCUCUGAUGACAGCUGUUCAUAUGAUCGCCCAUUUGUUGAACCUGGAGUGGUACAACAACAGCAGACAAAGAGUGUACGACGAACUCAGCACCGCUUUGUCCGACCUGGAGGACACAGAAAACACCACCUACCUGAACCCAGUCCGCAUAACAGACCUGGAUCCGCAGCAGAUUCCAACCUACUUUGCCUUCACCACCAUCGCUGGCCUCACAGGAGUCAUCAUCACUCUAGCCCUCAUCCUCAUCAUCACCUCCUCCAUGGAGGUCAUCAGACGCAGCUACUUUGAAGUCUUCUGGUACACCCACCAUCUCUUCGUCAUCUUCUUCGCCGGUCUCGUCUUUCACGGAGCCGGGCGCAUUGUGAGGAGUCAGCAGAACACAGAUAAACACAACUUCACUUUCUGUAAAGACCGCAUCGAUGACUGGGGACGGAUUCCCGAGUGUCCCAUCCCUCAGUUUGCAGGAGGAUUCCCGCAGACCUGGUUUUAUGUGAUCGGUCCGAUGGUUCUCUACCUUAUCGAGCGUCUGAUACGUUUCAUUCGUUACAUGCAGACGGUCAGAUACAGGAGGAUCGUGAUGCGGCCGUCCAAGGUGCUGGAGCUGCAGCUGGUGAAGAACGGUUUCAAAAUGGAGGUGGGUCAGUACGUCUUCCUCAACUGCCCGGCCAUCUCCCAGCUGGAGUGGCACCCGUUCACCAUGACCUCUGCCCCCGAGGAGGACUUCUUCAGCAUCCACAUCCGCUCGGCUGGGGACUGGACCGACAAACUCAUCGACAUCGUUCAGAAAUUACCAGAGGGAGCACAGGGACCCAAAAUGGGAGUUGACGGCCCAUUUGGCACAGCCAGUGAGGACGUAUUCGACUAUGAGGUGAGCAUGCUGGUCGGUGCCGGCAUCGGAGUCACUCCCUUUGCCUCCAUCCUCAAGUCCAUCUGGUACAAGUUCAAAGACUCCAACCCUAAACUGCGCACCAGAAAGAUCUACUUCUAUUGGCUUUGCCGGGAAACGCACGCCUUUGAAUGGUUUGCCGACCUCCUGCAGGUGCUGGAGAAAGAGAUGGAGGAGAGAGGCAUGGGGGAUUUCCUCACCUACAAGCUGUAUCUGACCAAGUGGGAUCAAAGCCAAGCCGAUCACGUGAUGGUUCACUCCGAUGAGGACAAAGACGUGAUCACUGGGCUCAGACAGAAAACCUACUACGGCAGACCCGCCUGGGACAAGGAGUUUGAACAAGUUCGCAAAGAGAACCCCACGUCUGUGGUGGGAACUUUCUUAUGCGGCCCUGAAGCUCUGGCAAAAGUCUUGGAGAAGAAAUGUGUGAAAUAUUCAGACGUGGAUCCCCGGAAAACCAAGUUUUAUUUCAACAAGGAGAACUUCUGAGGGAAAACAACAGGAAAGCAGCAUUUGGGUUCUUCUGAAGGACUGCUGGUGGCAGAUUUUCUUUUUUAUCUAUGGCUUAUUUUAAAGCAGUUAAUGACGAUGAAGACACACGGGUUGUCUGUCCGACAUCCUUUGAUGCCUGCUGGGUAUAUUUUGGCACAUUAGACUAAUGCACUGUGAUAAGAGGCAGGCCAUGUUGUUGUCAGCACUACUCAGGGCCCACUUUGAUUAAUCAUUAGGUCUUUAAAUUGUGUGACUAUUAGAAGAAGGUUCUUAUUUUAUCCAACCCCUGAAAAAAAUAAUUUACUGUCACGUAAGACAGAGGAAAACAGCAGGUCAUUGUGUGGAAGAAGCUGGAUUCAGUAAAAAUGUUUUUUUCUUAAAACAAAAGAUGAACUAUUAAAAUUCAAAAUUGAUUAAUGUUAAACCAAGCGAUUAAUCAUUAUAGCUCCACGUCAAUAUUUAACUGACGCAUGGAUUUUCCACACAAGACAGAAUUAGCCUGUUAAAAUACACUGUAAAUACUGUAAAUAACCAUGUAGUUUCCUUAAUAAAGGUGAUUGAGCUACAUGGUAAACUGAACUUGUACACCAGUGCCACUUUUUUUUUUUUUUUUGAAAGGGUUUAAUGGGUAAGGAAACAGGUUUCUUGUAAACUGACAAUGGCUCAUUAUAUCUGUCAAAACUGUAUUUCCUUAUGGCAGUGAUAAGAUGACUGUGAGCCAGUCACGUAGCCUGCGGUUAGUCAUCCUCUAAAGGCAUGGAAGGGCUUACACUAAUGGAAAUUUUAAUUUCACAAUUUGUUUUAUAUCCCUUUUUUGUAUGCAAUACCGAACUCCCUUUGAAUAAAUAAAUAAAAGCAGUCAAUGUA